CUACUCCAGCAGACGAUUUUUUCCAGAAUAGCUGAGCGCGCUUCAAAAAUUUCACGUGUUCGCCGGCCACGCGCGCGCGAUGUAUUCGUGUGGCCUGGCCUGUAUUAUUAAAACGACGUUAUCAUUCAUGGUUAUAAAUUAUGUUUUGUCACUUUUUAUGUGAUUUACAAUAUUUCAACGUGUCAUUCAAAGAUGGACCAGAUCCUUAUAUCAGUCAGGCUCAUUCAGUCUCCAAGGUUGGGUAAAUUUUCCGGAAAUGUAGCAGAAAUGAGGAUGCCUGUUCACGCGACGCAAAGUGGGGCCGAGAUACGAGACGAGGUUGCUCGUCUCUCGGGACAGUCCCCCGCAGAUAUUCGCCUGAUAUUCGCUGGGAAGUUGAUCACUGAUGUGCAAACAAUGGAGGAUCUGAGGAUUUGUGAAAACACUGUGAUCCAUGCUGUACCUUCUCAGAGGAUUCAACAUACCAAGACCAUUCAUGACAUUGACGUGGAACAACCACCGGUGUGUGGUCUCUUAGAAUCAAGAAUUGUGGACAAAGAUGGCAAUAUACCUAAUCCUGACCCUGGGUCAUCUCUUCGACCUGGCUUCUAUAUUUAUUGCAAGAGUCACUGUGUCUCAAUACAACCUGGCAAGCUGAGGGUGUGCUGUCAAACCUGUAAGGAUCCUGCUUUCAUCGUCAGAGAGGAUCCUGUAUGCUGGGAUGAUGUAAUUCUGUCCGAUAGGAUAUCAGGAAGUUGCCUUACUCUAGGAUGCCAAGGUGAUAAAGCUGAAUUUUUCUUCAAGUGUUCAUCACAUAUAUCAUCAGGGAAUGAUCAACUCACAGUGCUUCCUCUUAUACGGACCAACACCAGAAGGGUUAUAUGCAUCACAUGUGCAGAUGUCUUAAUAUCUGUAUUGGUCUUUCCAUGUUCAGCUGCUCAUGUGAUGUGUUUGGAUUGUUUUAGCCAAUACUGUAGGUUGUGUUUAAAUGAGAGGAGAUUUAUUCAGAGUCCUGAGCUAGGAUACACAUUACCAUGCCCAGCUGGAUGUGAGGAUUCUCUCAUCAAGGACACACAUCAUUUCUUGGUGCUGGGAAAGGAACAGUAUGCCCGAUACAAGAGAUUUGGUACCGAGGAGUAUCUUCUAAGUGAGGGCGGGGUCCUGUGCCCCUCCCCAGGGUGUGGUGCUGGUAUACUACUAGAAUCAGGAGAGGAGAGGAGAGUGGAAUGCCUGCAGGAGGAAGGCUUUGGAUGUGGGUUUGUCUUCUGCCGGAACUGCCAUGAAGCCUACCACGAUGGGGAGUGUGGACAGAGGAUAGAGGAGCCUCAGAAUCCGACAGCACUGGGGUCAGAGGUCAACAGUGAGAGGGAGCGACAAGCAAGAUGGGAGAAAGAAGAGAGUAGAAGAAUCAUAGCAGAGACCAGUAAACCUUGCCCUAACUGCAAAGUGCCUGUAGAAAGAAAUGGUGGAUGUAUGCACAUGGUCUGCAGUCAAGCCCAAUGCAAGUAUGAGUGGUGUUGGAUAUGCGGAAUCGGCUGGAACAUGGACUGCCUAGAAGAUCAUUGGUUUGGUACAGGCUUGCUUUUGUGACAUCACAAUAUGAAAGCAUAUCCCUAAAACUUAUUUCAACAUAUGAUGUGAUAAAGAAGAUGAUAACUCUGAUAAGAAUCUUGUUUGUGAGUGUUUGAUUUUUACUUAUAAUAUCAGGUCAUCUUCAUGAGCUGAUUUAGCAAAUCAGAAUAGAUUAUAUAUAAGGUGAACUGGGGUCCGUUGCAGAAAGAGUUGCGUUUAAACGCAAGUCAAAAAAUCAAUCGCAAGUCCAAAAUGCACGUUGUUGAUUGGUUGAAAAUGAAGUUGCGCGUGAUUUUUAGAGUUGCGUUUGAUUGCAACUCUUGCUGCAACGGGCCCCUGAUUAUAUCUACUGAUGGCAAUGUGACAGCAUUUUUUAUUCUUUGUGGAUGCAAUAAUAGUGUAUAUUUUUUAUCAUAGUAUAUAUUCCAUAACUGAAAUAUGGACAUGUGUCCGUGUACAUCUAUAUAUGUAUAAGCCUCCCUUAAAAAACAAAAAUUAUCACAAUAUUCCACUAUUUUGAUAAUACUUAAAACAUACAUCAUAAUAAGAUCUCUAAGCACUUUUCAGUACUUGUUGAAUAAAUGUUGGCAUAUCAUUGUAUUAGUAAUCGAGACCAUUCUCAUUCUCAGUCUUACAUGCAUGUAUCAGCCAAGUCUGUUGUAUAUCUCUUUGCACAUCCGUCUUCAACUAUGAUUUUCACUCCUCUAUGAGUUGGGGGAGAUUUUACGCUGUUGGAGAGUGGAUACUAUAUUUAGAUGUUGUGAGCACAGUUUAUUCUUUCCUUGUAUCGUUUAAAGAUAGAGCAAUUUUUCUUUUUUUUUUUAGAUGAAUUUCUGCCGAGUAGGCUUAUCGCUCUUCUAACUUUACUUUCCGGACAGAUCUCAUUCCCAGGAAGGUGAGAGUUUAGUACCACUUCUUUAUUUCCCCCAUCUGUGACUUCGACAUCGUCAAAUUUGUUUUUGAUUUGCUGAAACUCACAGGAGAGCAUCUGAUGAAUGAUCUCGGUCAGUGAAGACACCUUCCCUAUCUAACCUCCCCCUGUCUUUUGAAUUUCAGAUUUGUGCACACUUCAUUCUCUCUUGGCAGAUAGCUUCAUACAUUUUCAUUGGUCCUUCAUACAUUAUAAAUCCCUUACUUUCCCGAAACGGGCAUUAAACUGUUCGAGGAUGUACAUCCAUGAGCUGUUUUGGGGCGUCAGUAAUACAAAAUCAUUUUUCUUGGAUUCUACUAGGUCCAACUGGUCCCGGAUGAGUUGAACCAGAAGAUUCUCCUCAUCACAGGACCAGUUGGCUGUUCUUUUUUCCACUUAUGAGUUUUUCCCAUGUCUUUAUCUGCGGAUAGAGAUUUUAAGCCAUGAUGGCACAGCUUCUUUGAAAAGCACCAACUCAAGAUCGAAACUAUAACAUAGAAUCAGGUUUGGCAAUUUUGCUCAUCUAACUUUACUUACCAGACAGAUCCCAUUCCCAGGAAGGUGAGAGUUGAUACCGCUUCUUCAUUUCUUAGAGUCACUUUGGCACCGUCGUCGUACUUAUUUGCAAUAAACUCACAGGGGUGCAUUUGAUGUAUCGUGUCAUUUAGGGGGGACACCCCCCCCCCCCCCCCCGCUGACCUGCCCCCCCUCCUGUCUUGCGAAUCUCUGAUUCAUGCAGACUCCAUUCUCUCUUAGAAAAUCGCUUCCUACAUUUUAAAUCCCUUACUUUCCCGAAACGUUGUAAUGAAAGUAAAGUAAAUUUCAAUAUUCCUUGAUUUUAAUUUCUUGAUUUGAAGAUAUACUCAUUUAGUUCACCUCGCUUUGUACAAGGCAAUGGAACACUGCCAGCAAGCCGAAGCAUUAUUUAGAACCUGUUGACGGGCCUUUGCAGUAUGCAUAUUUGUUUGUAGAAGGAUAUGGUCAGUAAACUUUGUACAAAAUCCUCAAUUGAGGUGUCAUCCGACACAUCUCUGUCACUAGUUAAUAUUGUUUGGGGCUCUAAAAGAUGAAACGUGAAAUUGUAGGUCUACUUGUAGGAACAUUUAUUAGUCAAAUCAAAACAGCCCAGAGAAUUUAGUAUAUACAGUCCUGAAACAAUCUGGAACUAAGUCUAAUCUAUCGGUGAUGAUACUUUUGGCAAACAAGCAGUCAGUAAGCCGUUGUAAAACUUCCUUUUUCCAACAUAAUUCAAAUAAUAUUCAGAUGAUAAAUGGUCGUUGAUCAGCACAAGAAAAUAAGUUACACCUGCUUUCGAGAGGAAAUCUAUUUCUCUGACAAAACAAACUUGAAAAAGAAAAUAUGUUGACAUCGCAACGUAUCUAACGCGUUGCAGGUUGACACAAAAGGCGCGCAACUCUGCAACCAGCGAUGUUACGUAACAAUAAGUUACGUAACAAUCGCAUUACCACAAUAUGACUCAAAGUAAAGCACAAGAAACUUGUUUGAAAAAGUGAGAUAAGUGAGCUUUUAAAGAAAUAAUAUUAUUAAAAUGUCUCAAUUCACUUCAGGAAAAAAAGUUUAAUUUUCAUACUUUUUAGACAUUGAAAUCCUUGGAUGUGAUUACACAAAUAGGCUGGUAUGCCCUAGAAGUGUUCACGGCCAUCUCCUUCAUCAGUUCUCCUACGAAUGUAUUGUUGAUUUGUUUCAUGACAAGAUCCUCAUCUGGUAAAGUUAAAGAUAAAUUCCAGUUUUGGGAACGAUCUAAAAAUGACUUUUUACAGAAUUUAAUAUAAGGAUCACCAAAGUGUCUGUUUGUAUGAAUAAAAAAUAUGUGCCAAAGGAUUCUGGAAGAAAUUGUGUAAUUGCUGAGAAAUAAGCAAAAAAAGUGCGGAUUCGGUCACUUCCGUCGGGUCUUUAUUCCAGCAAUAAUAAUACACUGUCCCACGUGUGCCUAUCUGUGUUGGCGAUCUUCAGUGUGAUCGUUUUUUAGCUAGAUAUUAUGAUUUCACAAAGUUCAGUUUAUGUAACUGUACCAGAUCUAGAUCCACGAUGAUAUAUCAAUACUUUACCUUGGUUUUACAGACUUUCUCACGAAAUCAGUGUUUUACUGCAACUACGUUCAUUUAGCUUUAAUCUUGCCAGAUGGAUAGUGUGAAAUCCUGUAUUUAAAUGAAACCUUCAGAUUUUAUUAACAUUGUUACCAUUUGCACUCUUAUGGAGUUAUGAAUAUAAACUGCUCACAUACUGUAUGUAUUCAUAAAUUGUAAUCUCAAUCAUGAAAAAAAGUUUAAUUUCCAUACUUUUGAAAUAUUGAAAUCCUCAGAUCUACAAAUGUCAUGUUGAUUUUUUUGACGACAAGAUCCCAAUCUAGGAGUGUCAGUCUUGCCAUAGUGUAAAAUCCUGUAUUGAAAUGUUCCUUCAAAAUGUCUAAAUUCACAUCAUUAAAAAAAAACUUUAUUUUUAUACUUUCGAAUGAUUGAAAUCCUCAGAUGUGAUAACACAAAGAAGAUGGUAUGCCCUAGAAGGAUUUCUGACCAUCUCCUUCCUCAGAUAUCUUCUACAAACGUAUUGUUGAUUUGUUUCACGACAAGAUCCUCAUCUGGGAGUGUCAGUCUUGCCAUAGGGAUAGUGUGGAAUCCUGUAUUCAAUUAAUGAAAAAAUUAAGAUUUUAUUUAUACUAUUACUACCAUUUGCACUCUUCAGGAGCUAUAAAUAUAUAUUGCUCACAUACUGUAUGUAUUCAUUUUUCAAUCUCAUCAGUAUCAAUUUCAAUUCAAUUAAAAUUUAUUUCCACAUCUGAUUAAAAACACAAGUACAAAUUCAUAUGCGGAUAGAUAUAUAC
Molecule: messenger RNA, 5303 nt
Organism: Lytechinus pictus (painted urchin)
Lineage: Eukaryota; Metazoa; Echinodermata; Echinoidea; Temnopleuroida; Toxopneustidae
Product: E3 ubiquitin-protein ligase parkin-like
Exons: 10
Coding region: 193-1569 (458 amino acids)
Biological process (GO): regulation of cellular response to oxidative stress; regulation of apoptotic process; negative regulation of protein phosphorylation
Cellular component (GO): Golgi apparatus; cytosol; cytoplasm
Molecular function (GO): zinc ion binding; ubiquitin conjugating enzyme binding; ubiquitin protein ligase activity
Source: RefSeq, a predicted model, not a curated record